GAAGGAGCCAGUUGGUCAACUUCGUAGCCAUACGGUUCACUUAAACUAAUAGGCAUCCACUGCCUUUUAAGUUAUUAUUAUUUUUAAUUAUAGAAAUAGUUUUAGCCGAACAGGGGAGUUACCAGACGACCUCAGAAAGUAUUUUCAUAUUAUUCUGUCGAUGUCAAGUUCAAGCCCUAUCCUGAAGGUAAACAUUAGGCUAGUUUCAACGGUUUUGUUUUUCAAUAGGCCUAAUUAUUAUUAAAUGGUCAGGUUAUUUUAUGGCAAUUCGUUUGUUUAGACGGUUCGUACGUUAAUUGCCAAACCUUUGGUGUGGUCUAAUACAUUCAGGUAGCCUAUGCAAUGAGUGCAGGCAGAGCUUCACUUCUAAUAUGGGAGGAGCAUCUGGGUGCGGGAAAACGAAUAAAAGCGUGUUCACCAGCAAGUGUCACAGCGAUGUCAUCUCUAGGAAUAUGUGCGCAAGAUAAUUUGACUCCCCUCAUAAUCGUUCCAUCGGAUAGUCUUGGGUCAUCCCUUGGAUAUUUAUAAUAAUGAGCAAGAGGGAAUUUAGAUGUAGCACGGUACUAAGGAGUGUUGAUCAACAAGUAAGGUUUUAUAAUCAACAACUUAAGUUUUAUAAGUGUUUAAAAGGUACGCGUUUUUAAAGUUUGGAAUUGUAUACUGCAAUGAUCAGGGUGCAAUUACGCAUGUAGGUAACGGGUCGAAAACAAGAUUUACACCGGAAAAUAUGUGCCUAUGAAGAUGAGCUACAUCUUAAAGAACACGCCCUGAUAGAUGAAGUAGACAGAUAUAGGACCUAUGGGAGAGAGGGAGUCGGAGAUCUCCGUGUGCGGCUUGUGUCACUCUCUGUGAAGCCAGUUACCUGAGACACGUAAACUGCCCAACAUAUGGUGAACACACGCCAGCCGAAGAUUCUUCUAAGGAUAUCUUUUCACUUUUGUGACGGAACUUGACAUUAUUCUACGGGACACGGUAAAAUUAGCAAAUUUAAGGAUUUCCACCAACUGUGAGCAGUCGGUGUUUGCUCCUUACCAACUUCCCCCUAGUGUGUGCACGGUAAGAGGGGGAACAUGAGUAGAAAGACGCGUCGCUGGAUUUUUCACAUUUUUCUCUGCUUGGGGAUUGUGUAUUUGAAAAUUGGGGGCUUUUCGUCUGUGGUUGCUCUGGGGGCAAGUAUUAUCUGUAACAAAAUUCCCGGUUUGGCCCCUCGUCAAAGGACGAUCUGUCAAAGCCGGCCCGACGCUAUCAUAGUCAUCGGAGAAGGAGCACAAAUGGGAAUCAACGAGUGCCAGUUUCAGUUCAAGAAUGGACGGUGGAAUUGCUCUGCCCUUGGCGAGAUGACUGUCUUUGGAAAAGAAUUGAAAGUGGGCAGUAAAGAGGCCGCCUUCACCUAUGCCAUCAUCUCGGCUGGCGUGGCCCACGCCAUCACCGCGGCCUGCACCCAGGGCAACCUGAGUGGCUGCGGCUGUGACAAGGAGAAGCAGGGCUUUUACAACCAGGAGGAGGGCUGGAAGUGGGGCGGCUGCUCGGCCGACAUCCGCUACGGCCUCAGCUUCUCCAAGGUGUUCGUGGACGCGCGGGAGAUCCGGCAGAAUGCCAGGACGCUCAUGAACCUGCACAACAACGAGGUCGGCAGAAAGAUCUUGGAGAAGAACAUGCGGCUGGAAUGCAAGUGUCACGGCGUGUCGGGCUCCUGCACGACCAAGACCUGCUGGACGACGCUGCCCAAGUUCCGGCAGCUGGGCUACAUGCUGAAGGAGAAAUACAACCAGGCCGUGCACGUGGAGGCCAUCCGCGCCAGCCGCAACAAGCGGCCCAAGUUCCUCAAGGUGAAGAGCACCUUCCGCAAGCCGCAGGACACCGACCUGGUGUACAUCGAGAAGUCGCCCAACUACUGCGAGGCCGACCCGGUGACGGGCAGCAUGGGCACGCAGGGCCGCAUGUGCAACAAGACGGCACAGCAGCCCAACGGCUGCGACCUGAUGUGCUGCGGGCGCGGCUACAACACGCAUCAGUACUCGCGCGUGUGGCAGUGCAACUGCAAGUUCCUCUGGUGCUGCUACGUCAAGUGCAACACCUGCAGCGAGAGGACAGAGGUGUACACGUGUAAAUAAUGAGAAUAGUGUUUUUAUUGUUAUUAUUAAUAUUAAUGAUGGUUAAUAUAAAUAUAUAAAUAUAUUUAUUGGACAACUUAUUUAUGCACAUAUACGCACACAUAAUAUGUGUGUGUGUGUUCAACGGAUUGAAACGCAAGCUUGUAAGAUACAGAGUUCCCUUUCAGGGGUUGUUAUGGACAACUUGGGACGCGUCCGUGGGAUCGCUGUUUGGACAUGACUGACUGACUGGUCCUACUAGUGUCUCACUCCUGCAGAAGGACUAGUCAUGCUCACUGCGGGGACACAUGUGCACUUGCUGCAGAGACUGGAGAUGGCGAAAGGAUUUCUGCCAUGGACAAUGUACAGAAAGCUCUUUUGGAUCAUGAGCAACUUGUUAGUGUUGAGUGUUGGUACAGGGAUGGGUUCACUCGUUAAUGAACGUACAGCCUGUCUGCCAUCUGCAAAACCAUUGCUUUUUAUCUGUUUCUUUUCUUUGUAAAGGAUUAUCACUUUUCUGCUGUUUAUUUUGAUUUAAGUGGAUGGACUUUUUUUUACUUUUGGCAUGAAUUUAUUGAAACAGCAAUGACAAUAUUUAACUUUUUUUAUUUAGAGAAAAGAAACUAAUAUUAAUUUAUUUAAUGAGGAGACUACUGAUUUCUCAUUGUUUCACCAACAACAUUAGGCUACUUUUAAGUCAGAUUCCUUGUUUCUGUUUCACAAACAGCUUGAACGUAUUCACUGUUACUUUCUGACCUGCAAGCUCUGC
This is a messenger RNA of Clupea harengus (Atlantic herring), 2862 nucleotides long. RefSeq names its product wingless-type MMTV integration site family, member 7Aa (gene wnt7aa). The record is from RefSeq and is a predicted model, not a curated record. Gene Ontology annotation, biological process: canonical Wnt signaling pathway; multicellular organism development; positive regulation of JNK cascade. Gene Ontology annotation, molecular function: cytokine activity; frizzled binding. Gene Ontology annotation, cellular component: extracellular region. NCBI's taxonomy places the organism in Eukaryota, Metazoa, Chordata, Actinopteri, Clupeiformes, Clupeidae.